AUGAAUCAGGAGCGGUCGGUAGUGUUGUUCCUAGGUAGGGUAGUGUUUAUCCUUGAAGGAUCAGAAGAACUCUCUUUAGCUCAUGGAGAUGAUAUUCAGAAUGACAUACUUACUGAGAAUGUUGAUACAGCUGCCCAAAGUCAAAGUACUGGUCAUUCCUGUGAAAAUACGGGGAUGUCGCUCUUGAACGUUAAUGUUCCUGGAAACAUAGAGGAUUGGGGGUUUCAUGAUUUGAAGGAGGUAACAUUUGAUUCUGUUGAUGAAGCUGAAAACUUUUACAACAAUUACAGCAAGUAUAUGGGGUUUGGUGUCAGAAAAAGGGACAGAAAGGUUAACAAAUAUGGGAAAUGGACAUCACGAAAAUGGGUUUGUUGUAAAGGAGUCAGAACUGAAGAAAAUGUGAAUAGAGAAAAUAGGAAGAGGGAAGCAAAGGCGGUGACUAGAUUCAGAUGUCUUGCUUCGUUCAAGGUGAAAUUUGAUAAAAAAGAUGGGAAGUACAAGGUAGAGGAGUUUGUUUCCGAGCAUAAUCAUGAUAGAGUUGGACCUGAACAAGUGCAGUUCUUAAGGUCUCAUCGGUCACUGAAGGAGGGUGAUAAGGCACAAGUAGAGUCACUGCGAGGGGUGGGUGUGAAACCGAGCCAGAUAAUGGAUUUGAGGGUAAAUGAAGUAGGUGGCUAUGACAACGUCGGUUUUACUCUCAAGGAUUUGUACAAUUUCGUGGAUGGAGGUAAGCACCCAAGUGUUGUGAUUACUGAUGGGUGUAUGUCAAUGAAGAGGGCCAUUAAGGAGUUAAUCCCUGGUGCUGCUCAUAGGAUUUGUUGCUGGCACUUGAGAAGGAAUGCAGAAUUGAAUGUUAGUCCAAAGCAGUUUCUGAAAGUAUUUGACAGAUUGUUAAAACGGAUUGACUCGGUUGAUGAAUUUGAGGAGGUAUGGAGGAAAGUUGUUCCAUCUUCUUUGGUGGUGAAACGAUGGUCCAAGGAUGCUAAGAAAGAGUGUCAUGUGCAAUCAGACCACCCAGAGCUGCAAAAUGAAGAGUUACAUGCUAUGGUGAGAUCUGGUCAAGAUGUUGAAGCUUGUUUGAUGGCGGCGAGACUGGAGGAAGUUAAACAGUAG
Linum trigynum is the source of this 1113-nucleotide messenger RNA. The record is from the annotation of a GenBank genome assembly. NCBI's taxonomy places the organism in Eukaryota, Viridiplantae, Streptophyta, Magnoliopsida, Malpighiales, Linaceae.